Messenger RNA from Tuber melanosporum (Perigord truffle), 661 nucleotides. Its product is annotated as 40S ribosomal protein S27. The record is from RefSeq and is a predicted model, not a curated record. Bases 1 to 342 code for a protein of 113 amino acids. Gene Ontology annotation, biological process: ribosomal small subunit assembly; translation. The transcript is spliced from 4 exons. NCBI's taxonomy places the organism in Eukaryota, Fungi, Ascomycota, Pezizomycetes, Pezizales, Tuberaceae. Gene Ontology annotation, cellular component: cytosolic small ribosomal subunit; ribosome. Gene Ontology annotation, molecular function: RNA binding; structural constituent of ribosome.
AUGCACUCCCCUCGAGAAAAAAAAACGAAGUCACUUCGAACCCUAACUCGCACUAGAUCCCCGACACCUGAUAAUCCUUGGCAGCCUUACAAAAUGGUUCUAUCUGAAGAUCUCCUUAACCCUGCCCCUGCUGCUGAGGCCAGAAAGCAUAAGCUCAAGACUCUUGUUCCAGCUCCUCGUUCCUUCUUCAUGGACGUCAAGUGCCCCGGCUGCUUUAAUAUCACCACUGUUUUCUCGCAUGCCCAGACCGUCGUCAUCUGUGGAUCCUGUGCCACCGUUCUUUGCCAGCCAACAGGUGGUAAGGCCCGUCUCACUGAGGGCUGCUCGUUCAGGAGAAAGUAGGGAAAUGGGAAUGUGGAAACCUAUAAUGGAACGUCCCACGGGGUCCAUACUAUCCCAAUAAAAAUUGAUUAACCUGCUUUUUUGUUUUAUUAAUUUUUUUGGGGGGGGAGGGGGUGGUGUGAACUUUAUGGGACGCUUUAUCGUGGGCUUUAUGAAUUUUUUCACAGGUGAAAGGAGGAUGGGACAGUGUUAUUAAAAAAAAAAAAGCUGUCCCUGUAUUUUUCUUAAUUUUCUUUUAUCGGGGGAUUUUUUCAAUUUUUUUCAAUUUUUUUCGUUCUGCGGGGUCGGUGUACUGAUAAUAGAAGACGGAUGGACUCGA